AUGCUGCAGUUGUUUGAGUGCGGUGCUUCAUCGUGGUGGUGGUUGUGGUCGCUGGUUUUUGUCGCUGUGGUGACUGCAGUCAUUGCACACCCUCUCCUCUCCACCGACACAGAACGCGCAGUCCCUCUCACGGUCCCUAUUCCCCCGCAGCUGCAGAGCGAAUAUUCAUGGAGUCGCGAAGAGGCAGACAGAGGCAGUGUUGACGGCAAAUCCGAGUAUGAAGAGUUCCUCACCGGCCGCAUAUACCCUCGAAGUCCAGCCGAUGGUCGUCGUCUUGGACCGCCUAUUACUCCUAGAGAUGAGCUUGCGAUCGACUCGGCCAUCUCGGCUGCUGCCCAAGCUCAAGCCGAAUGGUCGCAGACCACCUUUUCAGAGCGCCGUCAAGUCCUGCGAACACUGCUUCGCUAUGUCCUAGACCACCAGGAACAAAUCGUGGCCGCGUGCUGCCUGGACUCGGGGAAGACCAAAAUAGAUGCUUGCUUCGGCGAAAUCCUAGUCACGGUCGAGAAACUACAGUGGACUAUCAAACACGGGGAAAAGGCUCUGAGCGUUUCAAGGCGACCGACCAACCUUCUCAUGUGCUACAAAUCAAACACGGUCAUCUAUGAGCCUCUCGGUGUGGUCGCAGCGUGUGUGAGCUGGAACUAUCCCUUCCACAACUUCAUCUCGCCCAUCAUUUCAGCCUUGUUCGCAGGCAAUGCCAUCGUGGUGAAGCCGAGUGAGCAGACAUGCUGGAGCACCCUCUACUUCAUCGACAUUAUCCAAGGAGCUCUGCGAGCAUGUAAUCACAGUGCCAGCCUGGUCCAGAAUGUCGUCUGUCUCCCAGAGGUCGCAGACCACCUCACCAGUCAUCCAGCCAUCAGCCACAUCACUUUCAUUGGCAGUAGAGAAAUCGCGCACAAGGUGUGUGAAUCGGCUGCGAGAUCACUGACCCCUGUCACCGUGGAGUUGGGGGGGAAAGAUCCUGCCAUCGUGCUUGAUGACCCAACAACCAUCAGAACCAUUGACGACGUGGUCUCUAUCCUCCUGCGUGGAGUCUUUCAAUCUGCUGGCCAGAAUUGCAUCGGUAUUGAGCGCGUCAUCGCACUACCUGCAAUCCACGACAAAUUGCUCGCUGAGGUUCUUCCCAAAAUCAAAUCGCUGCGUCUCGGCUCUGUUCUCCUGUCGUCUCCCAACAACCCGCCCGAUGUGGGCGCCAUGAUCUCGUCACGCAAUUUCUUUCGUCUCGAAUCCUUGAUCUCCUAUGCUGUCGCCCAGGGCGCGAUCCUCCACUGUGGGGGUCGACGCUACAACCACCCUCAGCAUCCGUACGGAACUUACUUCAUGCCCACGCUGCUGAGUAAUGUGACUCCUGAAAUGGAGAUUGCGCAGACGGAGCUCUUCGGGCCCGUUUUCCUGCUCAUGAAAGCCGAGGAUGUGGACAGUGCCAUCCGCAUCGCGAACUCGACCAGCUACGCUCUGGGCGCCGGAGUGUUCGGCCACGACCAGCGCGACGUCCAGAAAUGCGUCCGGGGGAUCAAGGCCGGCAUGGUCGCCGUCAACGACUUCGGCGCCUACUACGCAUGCUCUUUGCCCUUUGGCGGCGUCAAGGGCUCCGGCUACGGCCGCUUCGGUGGCGAAGAAGGGCUGCGGGCACUAUGCAACAUCAAGGCCGUCUGCGAGGACAGCUGGUGGGCGCGGGAUCUGGGCAUCCAGACGCGGAUCCCCUCGAAAUUGCAGUAUCCGGUCUCCAAGCACGGCUGGGACGUGUGCAAGGGCGUGGUGGGCACGGGGUAUGCGCUCAGUCUGGGCGUAUGGGAGUGGAUUGGGUCUGUCGUGGCGCUGUUGACGGCUUUGACGAAGAGUGACGAGGAGAGACGAUGA
Fonsecaea erecta is the source of this 1863-nucleotide messenger RNA. RefSeq lists its product as hypothetical. Lineage: Eukaryota; Fungi; Ascomycota; Eurotiomycetes; Chaetothyriales; Herpotrichiellaceae. The record is from RefSeq and is a predicted model, not a curated record. The transcript is spliced from 2 exons. Bases 1 to 1863 code for a protein of 620 amino acids. Gene Ontology annotation, molecular function: aldehyde dehydrogenase (NAD+) activity.